Molecule: messenger RNA, 2156 nt
Organism: Panicum virgatum (switchgrass)
Lineage: Eukaryota; Viridiplantae; Streptophyta; Magnoliopsida; Poales; Poaceae
Product: protein PHOSPHATE STARVATION RESPONSE 3-like
Exons: 7
Coding region: 369-1868 (499 amino acids)
Molecular function (GO): DNA binding; DNA-binding transcription factor activity
Source: RefSeq, a predicted model, not a curated record
AUGUUGCUGCUCUGAACCCGACGGUUCAAAAGCAGGAUACUGUUACAUCAACCAAAAGGCUACUGUUGUUGAAGUGUCUUCUGUUCAGAUGUUGCAGCUCUCUUCUCUUUCAUCCAUUUCAGUGUAUUGCCGCUACUAUUAGCAUAUGUGUUUUUACCUCUUUUGAUAUAUUAUUCAAACUAUCUUUGGGGCAUAAACAAGACAAUAUUUCACUCUGCAUCCAUAUUUCUGGCCUCUAAUUUUUCUAUUUUUUAUUUUUCCUACUAGAUCCAUUAAUGAUUUGACAGGACUUGCAACAAAAUGUCACAACCUGGACUAGUCUAUUUGAUAGGUCUUGGAACUGCGUGUUCUUAUACAGAUUUUUCACUAUGCAGGCUUGGAGGAAGCAGUCCUCAUUCCUCAAUGUCUUCUGUUCAGUGGUGAAUGACCAAAGACACCAACAACCUCAAGGCGCCAUGAGCACACAGAGCAUUAUCGCUGUGAAGCAAUUCGCUGGCCCUGACAGUAUGGCUCAAACAUGCACUACUCCACAGCCUUCAGCUCAUAGUCUGUUCAGUGCUAAAUCCGAUCACUGUGGUUCAGCGUAUGAUCUGCAAUCAUCUUGUGCUUCUGCUCAAUCCUCGAGCGUUAAGUCAGAGAUGAUUGGCUCGUUGAGUCUGACAAAGAUCCUUCCGCUUGACCUUCAUAAACGGAGUCCUGAGUCCAAUCCUGAACGUUCUGCUUCUCGCGCAUCACAAACCCAAUUGUCGGAUCCAGUUUCAUCUAGUUCUUCCUCCACAUUCCACACAAGUAUGUUCUCCUCGUUCAGGACAAGCUCCGAAUCGUGCCGGCAAAAAGGCGCUCUGCCUUUCCUACCCCAUCCUCCUAAAUGUGAGCAGCAGCAGCAGAUUUCGGCUCAGCAGUCAUCCAGUUCUUCUUCACUGCUCUUUGGUGCUGACCUCAGCAAUGGUAGUCAUGAUGAUGCUGAACAUUCAGGUGAUCUCAAGGACUUUCUUAACCUUUCUGGAGAUGUUUCAGAAGGUAGUUUCCAUGGAGAAAGCGAUGCCAUGGCUUUCAGUGAGCAGAUGGAGUUUCAGUUCUUGUCUGAACAGCUCGGAAUGGCCAUCACCAACAACGAAGAAAGCCCUCGAUUAGAUGACAUCUACGACAGACCACCACAAACCUCUUCUUGUACAGUACCAUCUUACUCUAACCAAGAAAACCUCCCGAGCCCAGUAUCUGUUGUCAAAGUUCAGCUGAGUUCAUCCCGAGCUGAAGCAUGUAACAAACCAAGACUGAGAUGGACACUGGAACUCCAUGAGCGUUUUGUAGAGGCUGUCAACAAGCUUGGAGGACCAGAAAAGGCAACUCCAAAGGGUGUGCUAAAGCUUAUGAAGGUAGAAGGUUUGACCAUCUAUCAUGUGAAGAGCCAUUUGCAGAAAUAUCGUUUCGCCAAGUAUCUUCCAGAGACAAAAGAAGAUAAGAAGUCCUCUUCAGAAGGCAAGAAAUCUCAAUUGGUAAUACCAGGAAAUGAUUCUGACAAAAAGAAGAGCUUACAAGUAGCAGAAGCUCUUCGGAUGCAAAUGGAGGUUCAGAAACAACUUCAUGAACAAUUAGAGGUGCAAAGGCAACUACAGCUGCACAUAGAAGAACAUGCAAGAUAUUUGCAGAAGAUAUUAGAACAACAACAAAAGGCAAGGGACUCCUUAUCCACUACGAGAAAUUCAACAAAAGAGAAAGAGGAAGCGCCAGAAUCCACAGAGAAAGAGGAAACCAAGAUGAAAGACGACACCUCUUCAGAUCCACUGUCAGGACGCAAAAUUUCAGAUCCUAACCUGGAAUGUGCAACUCGUGAGUCACAAGUGGAUAACAAAAGUACAAACGUUUAGGAUCUUGAGAAGGAGGCACUAUGUUCAUAUCUGCGAUGAACAUGGUGAUUGGUUGAAUGUUUGCUUCUUUUUCCUUGUAGAAUUUUAGCACUUGCGCCUAGAUACUGAUCUUUCUUCUAUGUUUCUUAUGACCAUGACCAACUAGUACUGCGGUGAGUUUACCGUUGUAUAUGAUUAAGUUUCAGAUGAAAAUGGAACAACAAUUGUUCGUACAAAAAUUCAAGAGUCUUUCUACUUCCUAUAAUUUCUGCGCGUAUUGUAAGAAUGAAAUUGUUGACUACAGAAGAA